Messenger RNA from Drosophila elegans, 2484 nucleotides. RefSeq names its product nose resistant to fluoxetine protein 6. Bases 224 to 2428 code for a protein of 734 amino acids. The record is from RefSeq and is a predicted model, not a curated record. NCBI's taxonomy places the organism in Eukaryota, Metazoa, Arthropoda, Insecta, Diptera, Drosophilidae. The transcript is spliced from 6 exons. Gene Ontology annotation, molecular function: acyltransferase activity, transferring groups other than amino-acyl groups.
CGAAGCUGCGUGAGCCGCGCUUAAAAACUAAAAAAAAACAAACUAAUUUCAAAUCCACGGUUUCGAUAUCAAAACUUUACAAAAAUAAAUAAACAAACAAGCCGAAAUAAUAACAAACGGAAACUCUUGUUGAACAAAAGCGAAUGCCAAGGACGGUUCUAUAUUGAUUGGAUACUUGUUUGCGUCGCCGCUGAAAUUGCCGCUCGUUGGCGGUGCAUUCGGCAUGGAAAAGCACUGGAGGUCGCUCUUAAUCGUCAGCAUCUUGGCUUUCGUAGCGGAUGCAGCUGUUAAUGAGUCCACUUUGCGUCAACAUCGCUAUGAUUACGGUCUUUUCAAUGCCAGCAUGGAAUUGACCACGGAAGUAAUGGCUACAGAUAUUCCGGAAAAAGAAGGAUAUACUGUCCAGUCACGGCAUGAACCCCAUCUCAUCCGGAGUUCCGUCAUCUUUGGGCUAACCAAAGUGGCCAACGAGAGCAAUGUGAGUCCCAGCUGCCACGCCCACCUGAAACAAGUGCAGCGAGGAAUUCUCAGUAAACAACCUUGGGCCAUAAAGGUUCUUGAUGCUUCGGGAACAAAGCCGUCCGGGUUCGUUUUCGGGCAGAACUACUGGCUGGGCAGUCGGGAGGCGUGCCGGGGAGUGCAGGGACCGGUGGGAAUCACCUUGUCCCGGAACUACGAGCGGGUGAUGCACUACAGCAUCCUGACGCAAAGUGCCCCCUUCGAGAUGGACUACCGGGUGAUCUACCUGCGGCAUCGGUCACCCUGGCAGGUGGAGAUCAAGGUGAUGUCCGAGCAGGUGCUGCACAUCGGACUGUGCCUGCCCAGCGCCUGCGCAUCCGAGGAGGUGAAGCAGCUGGCCCGGGACUAUGUGGCCGGUGGUUCGUUCGCCGAGGACGACAUCUUCGACAUGCAACCGGAGGUAUUGUACAUGAAGGAUCUGAAGCUGAGCGAGCGAUUCUACCAGCGGUUGACCUUCCGAUUGGUGGUGGCCACUGUCCUGGUAACCGGAGCCCUAAUGCUCUGUGCCCAGCAGUUGCGGGUGGCCAAGAGGGGCGAUGAUCCGGAUCCUGGUCUGGCUCCCGUGGAAUCGGAGAUCUGGCAGGCAAUGGAUUCCAUCUUGAAGUGGCAGCCACUCCAGAACUUUGUGUCCUGUUUCGAUGUGGCCCACAACUGGAGAAAGAUCAGCGCCACGAGGGCAAACCAACCGGGGGAGAUUCCCAUCAUGAAUGGAUUGCGAUCGGUGUGUGCCAUCUGGAUACUGAUCUUCCAUGUCCUGUGGUACAUGUACUUCACGGUGCACCACAAAACGGUGCUGAUUUCGUAUGCGGAGAAGGUCUUCUUCCAGUACGUUUCUUCGGCCCCUCUUCUAGUGGAUGUCUUCUUUACCAUCAGUGGCUUUUUGCAAACCUACAACUUCCUGAGAAAUGCCCAGCAAUUGGAGGCAGUGCGUCGCAAUGGACUGUGGGGCAACAUGAAGCUCUUUGGUAAGUUGCUAUUCCAUCGCUACCUGAGAUUGGGUCCACUCUACCUGGUGGUGAUGGGUAGCGUGGACUUGGCCUUCGCCUACAUCGGCGACGUUUCCGUCUUCCACAUCAACGAGCGGUUCGACGAACUGUGUCCCCAGCACUGGUGGCGCAACCUGCUCUUCAUCCAGAACCUCUUCGACCACCGCGAGAUGUGCGCCAACUGGAGCUGGAGUCUGGCCUGCGACAUGCAGUUCUUCCUGCUGGCAAACAUUGUCCUCUUCAUUUACGCUAGGCAUCCAAAAGUGGGGAAAGUACUGACGAUCUCCGGACUUCUGGCCACAAUAACUUGGUCCUACGGGAUCGGGAUUACGAACAAAUUCGAGUUCUCCUUCGACUCCACUUAUGCCACUGGCACCCAGAUAUACACGAGUCCCUUUGUGAGGGUGCUGCCCUAUAUCGUGGGUGCGAUUGCGGCCUGGUGCCUCCAGGAGCAGCGAUUCCAGAUGGAGCUGAGCGAACAGCAGACCCGUUGGCUGUGGCACUUCAGUCUGCAGGUGUUCCUGGGCUGCAUCUACUCCACGGUGAAGCGGGAUCUGGGCCACCUGAUCACCAUAUCGCUGUUUGUGCUGGGACGGGCUCUGUUCUCCCUCACCGUUUGCUGGAUGAUCGUGGGCAGUGCAUCGGGAAGCGGAGUUUGGUGGUCGCGCCUUUUGGAGGCCAAGUGCUUCCAGCAUCUGAACCGCCUGUCCUACGCCAUAUAUCUUCUAAAUCCCCUAGUGAUAGCCCUCGUCUACAGCCUGACCAGUACGAGUUCUGCUGUCGACCCCUUUCUGCUGAGCGUCAUCUGCUGCGGCUUCACCUUGAUCGUCUAUCUUGCCUCCAUUGCCUUUUCGCUGGCUUUUGAGCUGCCCUACAGCAAUCUUUCGAGUUUGUUGCUCAGGGGAAAGCCCAAAGCCGCAUAAACUGUGAUUACCUCUCAUUGUUAACAUUGCAUCUAAGUCACUUAUUAAUAAGAAAA